This is a messenger RNA of Acaulospora colombiana, 2107 nucleotides long. NCBI's taxonomy places the organism in Eukaryota, Fungi, Glomeromycota, Glomeromycetes, Diversisporales, Acaulosporaceae. The record is from the annotation of a GenBank genome assembly.
GAGUGUAAUGUCUGGCAUUGAACUACAGAAUAGACUGCGUACACUAUCCAUAGAUAUCGAACAACUUCAGCAUCAAACCUUCGACUCCAAUCAAAGGGGACGCUUGGACAGACUGAAACAGGAUCAAGUCUAUCCCGAUCCAUUAGAGGCGCUUCCACCAGAGAUCGGAAUAAUGAUCCUUGAGGAUGCCUUACUUCAGCCGGUGGCAAGCUGUUAUGCUCUAAACAGCACUUUCCUCCUAACAUUGACGCUAGUAUCUAAGAGAUGGCAAGCCAUCAUCAUUGAUACACCCUCACUCUGGGCCACGAUUGACAUCGGUUAUCCGAUUCCAGACCUCUUAGGCCGUAUAGCAAUCCAUAUCGAACUCUCUCAGAAUAUACCCUUGACUCUGGUAUUCCGGAGUCAAUGGUUUUACUGGAGAGCUGUCGUGAGUAUGCUCAAGGAACACCAUGGACGAAUCAAGAGAAUAGCAAUGGAACGAAUACCAAAUCAGGAUAGCUUCAAGAAAGUAAUCGAACACUUGUCACCUCUUCCUCAACUAGAAGAGAUAUGUCAAAUUUGGACAACGAGAUGUCCCGCUUUGGAACAUUCAUGGAAUUCUUUAGAAAGCCCUCUAAUCCAUGUUGAUGACGAGAUUCUAGGUGUUAUCAUGCCGAUACUCGAGGCCCUACCCUCUAUCGAGAACGUCACCUUGAGGGAGGCGCAUCAAGUGGAUAACUCAACCGCCUUUAAAGGAACCGUGCUUCCAAUUCGAAGUUUUGCAUAUCACCAAUCCCCCGAAUUUCUUUUACAACUGCUCCCUCGACUUGUGAAUCUAGUUACGCUCACCCUAACACUCCCAUUCCAUGUUGUACCUAAGCUCCUGAAAAGAUUAGAGGCUUUACAUUUCCUCGAAUCUCUACGUCUGGCUAUUACGCUUUCCUCUCUGCGAGUAUAUCCUCCUGACCUAGAACCCUUAUACAGCAUUACAAAACUCCAUCUAACUAUACAUGCAUCAUCGAAGGACCUCGAACCAUUCUGCAAGAGUAUUCCCAGAGUGUUUCCUUCCUUAUCCGAAUUAACAUUUUUCCCUACACGCAGCACCGAAUUGUAUGUUACCCUGCAUCAAGAUAGCUUCCAAAAACUAUCCAAAUUCAUAUUUUACGUCGGUGGACCGAUUGAAUCUCCCAUCAAUGUCCCAUCGAAGGUAAAACAUGUUCAAGCCACAGCAGAUCUGAGUGGCACACUCUGGACUCUUAACUCUCCCUCCGCCACAACACUGACUGUGUCUAUAUAUUCCUUAUCUAUGAGGUUAACACUGGAGCUGCCGUCUACUUAUUGGGCCUUACCAUCUCUAGAGCAUCUUAUAUCCUUGAUGAACCCACUGUCUUUUGUCAACCACGCUUCACGAACCCUCCGGGAAAUAAUUCUAACAGCACACCAGACCGACUUUUGCUGCUCACUGGCAUAUCGACCCCACUCAUUUCCGGUACUCUCCAGCUUGAAUCUCAAAGAAAUUCCUCAUUGGGACAUAUUCUUCAUUAUGUUGGAGAGAAGGAAUCUCUUUUGUCAAUCUGUCUCUCCAAUCUCGUCUGUAGAGCUUCGUUUAGACUAUCCUCGGGCGUUGUUCUGGCCUAUCCGAGAUUUACUGAGGCAAAAGUUUCCAGAUAGACCUAGCAAUCGGGAGGUUUCGAAGCACCGGAUUUCGGAAAGGAUUUUAGAUUUGACCAUUCCUGGCUGCAAGAAGUGUAUCCUCAAUUCAAUGCCAUGCUUUGCGAGUACAAAAGUUAGUGAGAUGGGAGAUCGUGGCAAAUUCAAAAUAAAGUUAAAGCCAUAUCCUAUGCAAGAGAAAGAUAUUCUACUCUCAUGGCUUGAUAGGGAUGAAGAACUUAGAAGUAUAUAUGCGCGGUUUUUGGGACGAAAGGAAUACUAUGAUAAAUACCCCAUCGCCUUGACUAUGGAUGUUUCCUGGAUCAGAAUCACAAAAGACUCGGAUCUCGGUGAGUGGUCUCAAACGUCUAUUACCCCUCCAACGAUUACUCAUAGCUCGCUAGAUCUCGACCAUUCGAGACAUGCUUUUAGAGCCUAUUCGAUCCGCUACCUGAUAUUAGAGCGGAUUCGUUGGUGA